ACACGCAACAAAUGAGUCCAUUCUCGUUUAGAGGAUCGUUCGGAAAUGAUACACAGAUUCUAUUAGCCUGUUAUCACUCUUUCUUCCUGCUGAAUUGUCUGAUUACACGUUCCCAGUGUCAUUAGUGGUUUUGUGCAACUUUUGACACAGUCGGUGCUGGCUAAAAUGAACAGUUUCAAGUUUCCUUCUCUGGCCCUCCUGCUGGUGUUGGCCCUUCCCCACACCCUUUGUGUAUACCUUCGAAUGAGCAACUUUGACCUAAUGAAAUGCUCCUACGGUGAGCGAGGCUCUUUAACCGCCACCUGCGUAAACGCCACCUCCAGCUACUUCAAGAACACCCCUUACCGAUUCGACCACCUGGACGAAACCCUCCGCUGUGUAAACUGCUCUCUCCACACUCUCGAAACCGGAAGUUUCGAUAUUUCCGGCAACCAAAUCAAAAACCUCGACCUAACCAACAGCCUCAUCGAGACCGUCCGCCAGAAAGCCUUCGUUGGUUUGAUUUUCCUCCAACGUUUGAUCCUCGCCAACAACGCUAUUAAGUCCAUCUAUCCCGGAACGUUCACCGGAGUCAAGAAAAUCACCUACGUUGACUUGGAAAAUAACUCAAUCAGUAUUUUAUCCGAUGACGGUUUCCUCGAACUGAUCAACUUGGAGGAGCUGAAUUUGCGACACAACGAGAUUAAAAGCAUCGCCACGUCGGCUUUCAACGGCUUGGUGCACUUGCAGGAGCUGGAUCUGAGCUACAAUGCCAUCGGUGAUAUCAACGGGGUGUUCAAUAAUUUGACGAGUCUGCGGCUGUUGGAUCUGAGCUAUAAUAAAAUUUCCGUGCUGACGGGGAAAGAGUUUGAUAAUUUGACGUCGCUGUUGGAGAUUCGGUUCAAGUUUAAUCACAUAACGACAAUUCCGGCGUCAGAAUUCUACUCGAUGAGUCGAUUAAGACGUUUGGAUUUAUCGUUUAAUGCCAUUAGUGGCGUAAGGGCUGGGUCUUUCAAAGGACUGCACGCUUUGGAAAUCCUAGAUCUGGGCAACAACGCCGUCGCGGAAGUGCCCCAGAAGACGCUGCAAAGUUUGCACAAUCUCCAAUACUUGAACUUCUCCAACAACAGGUUAUCUAUAUUCCAGACGGGGCUUUACUCGGGCCUGCCCCAGCUAAGAGUAUUGAAUUUCUCGCACAACGUUAUCGAGGAUAUUGAGAUCACCGGAGUGUUCUCACUGGACAGUCUGGACACGCUGGACUUCUCCUUCAACAAUAUAUCAAACGUUGAUUACGUCCGGCUGAUAUCUAGACUCCCAAAAAUCUCCUAUUUGAAUCUGGAAGAUAACUUAUUGCCCUGCGGGCUGGAGAAAGAAAUGGAGGACUACUUUGCCGAGGAUAAUUUCAAGUUUAUUUUGUACAGAAAUGAGGCGAAUGCCGUCAAGUGUGUGCAAACGGACGCGCUACCAAAGAACAAACACACUUUCCACAAAGACAGUUUGAUUAGGGCUGAGAUGGGCGGAAGCAGUGCAAAUGCCUGGAUUUUUGUACUGAUUGGAAUCACGCUCGUCUUAGUUUGUGUUCUUUAUUAUCUACAACUUCGUACUUACCAAGAAAUGAGGUCUAUGUCGGUUAAGCGGACUACGUCCGAAGUCCAAUUGAUUUCUUCCGAUCUGGAGUCUAGAGAUAACGAUUAUUUGAAAGAGUAACGUUUGUGUACAUAAAUUCUAGGUUUACUGUGAGAUUUUAUGAUAAAAGCCACCACUGUACGAGUGUUUUAUACAAAAAUAAUAAAUGUAAAUGUAUUGUUAACAAAGUUUAUUGUACAAAUAAAAAAGUAUAAAAAAACUAAACUUAA
Messenger RNA from Tribolium castaneum (red flour beetle), 1835 nucleotides. RefSeq names its product insulin-like growth factor-binding protein complex acid labile subunit. Gene Ontology annotation, cellular component: extracellular matrix. Bases 166 to 1686 code for a protein of 506 amino acids. The record is from RefSeq and is a predicted model, not a curated record. The transcript has 2 exons. Gene Ontology annotation, molecular function: protein binding. Lineage: Eukaryota; Metazoa; Arthropoda; Insecta; Coleoptera; Tenebrionidae.